AUGCUUAGAAGCGUUAUCAAGCAGACGUCGUCAUGGCGAGAAAUACAAACACAACGCCUUAAUAUCAGCAAGAUUAGCGUUAUCGUGACAACAUAUUAUGACCAGGAUUUAGUACCCAUCAUCGACCAUUCGAACAGUGUCCUCCCGCCAACAUGUGGUUGCGUUGCCGGCUGCAAAGAGGGCGGAAGAACUGAGUCACCUCGACAGCAUUUAUCAUCACGUUGGUCGACUGGCAAGUCGUAA
Molecule: messenger RNA, 243 nt
Organism: Protopolystoma xenopodis
Lineage: Eukaryota; Metazoa; Platyhelminthes; Monogenea; Polystomatidea; Polystomatidae
Source: the annotation of a GenBank genome assembly